AUGAAGAAGGCGCUCCUGUUGCUAUCGUUAUGUAUUAAACUGCUAGCUUGCCUAUUCCUCCUACCGUGUUGUAAAAAUGUAGAGGCAAAAAAUGUGAAGGUAGAUCUAGAUGGAAAGGUGUAUACCAUUCUGUACGAAUCGAAGAAAGUGAAAUUCUCAGACCUUGAUCCUCUUAAAAUUAUGUUUCACUCGAACCAUGUAAAGCAUUCCGGUAAUGCAUUAAUCCGUUAUUUAACCAAAAUGACGUCAACAGAUUUGAAUAAAAUGGAUUAUGUAGUGAGGCAUGUUGAUAUCUCUUACGAUAAACCACUAAAAUAUGAGGACCGUUACAAAAUAAUAGGAGGGAUAACGUCCUAUGGGAAUACCUCUAUACGGAUAACUAUAUUUGGGGUAAGCUCGAGCAGUAAAAAUGAAGGUAGGAGCUACUUGGGUGUUAAAAAUAUUUUGCGAAAUUGGAGGUGUGCGAAUUCGAACGAGGCGGCUAAUCAUGAGGUGGGCCAUGAAGAGGCCUGCAUCUCAAGGCCUCAGAACGAAGGGGACUUCAAAUGUGAACACAUCGACAUGGGCACAAAAAGGGAUCCAAACAAAGAGACCACCAAAAGUGACUUCCAUGUAGAGAAGCUUCUUGCAGAAUACAAGGAAGAUAAUGCCGAUGCAGUUAUCAAGCUAUGUAGGAAUAAAAUGAACGAAAUCGCAUCACAGAAAAAUUGUAUAAAUUAUUUUACUGCACAUUAUACUAUAGUUCGUGUAAAUAAACAAGGAGCUAAAGAACCUAUUCAGGAAAAAUACAAAAAUGAGUUUCCGCCAAUUGAAGUUGAAAGAUUGAUGGAGAUGAUGUCCCCACGUGCGCUGCUCUUCGCGCUGCUCUGCCUGUACCUUCACAGGUGGGCCGCGGAAGCAAUCAACCUAAAGCUUCUCAUAGAUGGAAAAACAUACACCAUGUUAUACGAAUCGAAGAAAGUGAAAUUCUCAGACCUUGAUAUUCUCAACAUCAUGUUCCAUUCGAAUCAAGUGAGGCACUGCGGCAACUCGGUCAUUUGUUAUCUUCUCAAAAUAUCUUCCACAGAUAUUGAAAAUAUGAAUUACGUGGUUCGCCACAUCGACAUUUCAUAUAACCGCCCCUUGAAGUACGAAAAUGUUUAUAAAAUCAUUGGGGGUGUGACUAGCUAUGGCGUCACCUCCAUGAAGAUCACUUUGUUUGGGGUGGGAUCGACCAUGAAAGGGGAGGAGGAAGCGAAAAGCGAAGGUGGUGAGGGAAGCAGCGCCGGAAGUAGCGCCGGAAGUAGCGACGGAAGCAGCAACGGAAGCAGCGACGUAAGCAACGACGUAAGCAGCGACGUAAGCAACGAAGGAAGUGAUGAGGAAGAUAACAUGAUGGCGAUGCUAAGGAUGAAUUUAUUACACGAUAAUACGAAGAAAAGAAAACAGAUAAGGAAGGAGAAAAGCAUCGAUAAGUUGCUAAGCCAAUUGGGGGAUGAACACCAAAACAUCACUGAAGCGAUUAACAUGAAAGACCCGUUGCUGCAAGAAAUUGCUUCCAAAAAAAAUUGCAUAAAUUACUUCUCCGUUGUUUAUACUUUGGUGAAAGUAGACGAUAAGGGGGAAAAGAGUAUCAUCGAUGAUGCCUUUAAAAAUGAACACAUGCCGAUGGAUGCCGAUCAGCUCAACGAAGCUGUUAAAGGGGUAUUUAAGAAGCUUUAA
Molecule: messenger RNA, 1701 nt
Organism: Plasmodium coatneyi
Lineage: Eukaryota; Apicomplexa; Aconoidasida; Haemosporida; Plasmodiidae
Exons: 3
Coding region: 1-1701 (566 amino acids)
Source: RefSeq, a predicted model, not a curated record